UCCAGCCUCACCCGCCGGAAUGGGUGGAUACGGACAAAGCACUUCAUAGGUAAGAGAGCGUAUUGACUAAGCAUCGUCAGUCCUUCUUGAUUUUGCUAAUGUUUGGUAUUGUACCAUGCAGGUUGGAUAGGAGAAGGAAGCGGAAGAUAAAGGACUGGGACAAGCAUCAUGCUUCGUAUGUUACCCGCUUCCAGCUUUGCGUGGAGCAAGCUCGUAGCAGUGCACGCGCCCAGCUUCGUGAGCAUAACCCAAUUGCUUUUGAUAACUACAUACGAUGGCUUCUUGAAAAUACUCGAGUUGAGAUAUGCCCGCCAGCAUAUAAUGAGGAUAUUCUUGAAGAACCCGUAAACUUUGAGGAUCUAUCAAAGGGGAAGUACAACAGAGAUGUCAGGGUAGGGCAAGGAGUCCCUGCUGUUCCGGUGAUUAACUAUGUGCGCACCGAGAUCAAGAAAGCAGCUGAUGAGAGCCAGUCUAUUCUCGAGAACACACCGGUUGGAAAAGGCAAUGAUGAUGGUUCACUACGAGCAUUCCUCAAGCGUCAGGCCAAGAAGUUAAGGCGGUUAUCGAAUCUUCUCGGUUGCCGUGAUCCCGAAUUUGAUGAACCAUCUGCCUCUAGGUCUGGUACACCAUCAGACCCCUCAUCUCACCAUCAGGGGGACGAUGUGAGUUCAUCAUAUGCUUAUCUGGAUGAUGACGGCGUGGUCACCCAAGAGGGCCAUGAGCUUGAUGAUGACAUGACUUUGGCGGACGCUCAACUUCGGUCCCCAUAUGUGUUCAAGCCUAGGCAGCCCAGACGCCGGUACACGCCCAACGACUUUGACAACAGAGGCAACCCAAAGGUGGUCGUAGGGACCUCGCGGAUGGCUAGCUUGGAUGAUGAGGCGGAGGCGGAGGCAGAGGCGGAGGAGGAAGUGCAGGAAGAGGAGCCUCGUCCACCCAGGAAGAAGAAGAUUGCCUGCAAGCGUGGCACCAGGAACACGCGCGGAAGUUUGGCAGUUAACAACACUGCAGCGCCCAACAGACAGGCGCUGCACAGUACUGUGUGA
Messenger RNA from Aegilops tauschii subsp. strangulata, 1046 nucleotides. RefSeq lists its product as uncharacterized. The record is from RefSeq and is a predicted model, not a curated record. Lineage: Eukaryota; Viridiplantae; Streptophyta; Magnoliopsida; Poales; Poaceae.